This is a messenger RNA of Passer montanus (Eurasian tree sparrow), 1223 nucleotides long. RefSeq names its product small integral membrane protein 33 (gene SMIM33). The transcript is spliced from 2 exons. Lineage: Eukaryota; Metazoa; Chordata; Aves; Passeriformes; Passeridae. The record is from RefSeq and is a predicted model, not a curated record. Bases 225 to 608 code for a protein of 127 amino acids.
UGAUGUGGCAGCGGCACGGACGGGAUGAGCGGGCGCUCCGCGGUGCCCCGGGAGCCCGGCGGGGCCGGGCCGUGACGUGGCAACUUCCGAGGUGAGGCGGCUGCACCUUCCCCGGAGAGCCAGCCCGCGGCUCGUGCUGCUCGCCCCGCCGGCUGCUUCCCAGCCCCGCCGCCGGAGAUGAUGAUUGCCAGGCAGCAGGGACGCCCAGGUCACCCCGCUGAGCCAUGAACGCCUCGGUGCCCGGCAGCCAGCUGAGACAGCCCGAGCCCCAGGACGUGGCCGCCUUCACUCCCGUCUCCAUCGUCAAGAGCGUGACCAAGAAGUCGGACGCGCUGCCGGUGAUCUCGGUGAUCGUGGUGCUCUUCGUGCUGCUGGCCGUGUUCAUCGUGCUGGUGGUGCACUACGGGCCCCAGCUGCGCACGGUGCAGGUCACGCUGCACCACGAGCCCAUGGCCCAGCACAUGGACAGCGUGCUCCUCACGGACUGGAGGCGCCUGGAGGCCCACGGGAAGAUGGGCUCGGCUGGAGUGACCUGCCACUGCUCCUGCAGCCACCACCUUCCCCACGGGAGUGCUGAGCCCAAUGUCAUCGAGAUCACCUACCUGUGACACGGCCUGGGGCCACCUGGGCAGGGCUCGAGGGACGCGUCCCACCGGAAAAGCUGGGAUGGGGUGUUCGGGUAUCCCGGGACUCGCUGCUGCCCACACACAGAGGCUGCGCCUCCCCAGACCCGUGUCUGGCCCCAGGAAUGCUCAUUCAGGAGGUUCAAGACCCAUCUCCAGCCCCCAAAAGUACAGCUUGGGGUGUCACUGUCCCCAGGCAGGAGCUGGGUCCCAGCCUGGCCUCUGGGGCUGGCUCAGCCUAUGUGGGACAGCUUUAGCAUCUCCUCUGGUUUUACCUGUCCUGGUUUUACCUGUCCCACACUGCCUGGGAGUGGCCAGCAGAGCUGCCUUGGUCCUUGCCCCAGCUGGGGAGCUCUGGGGCUGUGCUCGUUCCCCUGGCAGUAGCUGGAAGUUGCAUCAUCUGGAAUUGUUUUCCAGUGAAAGAUGUUUCCACACUCACGGUGUCCUCGUUACAUGUUUAUAUGGCACAGAGGAGCUUCCAGCCCCUCUUUGCCUCAUGCCACAGCCCCUUUUCCCACACUGGGGGGUUGGAACAUGAUCCUGCCCCUGCCAGCCCCCCCAGCCCCUCGGGCAAACAGCCAGAGGAGAGGAGGGCAGAGG